This is a messenger RNA of Thamnophis sirtalis, 1456 nucleotides long. Lineage: Eukaryota; Metazoa; Chordata; Lepidosauria; Squamata; Natricidae. The record is from RefSeq and is a predicted model, not a curated record.
AUUUGAAACCUUUGAUCUGAAUAGCUUUGAACAAUUUUGCAUCAACUAUGCCAAUGAAAAACUGCAGCAACAAUUCAACCUGUCAAAAGUUAGCAUUUGAAUUCGACUCCAAAAGAGUAGUCCAGCAAUUACGAGCAUGUGGGGUGUUAGAAACCAUUCGUAUAAGCUCUCAGAGCUACCCGUCAAGGUGGACUUACAUUGAGUUUUACAGCCGUUACAGCAUUCUCAUGUCUCAAAGCGAACUUUCUCUAACAGACAAGAAGCACAUUUGCAAGAUGGUUCUGCAGCGGCUAAUCCAGGAUCCAAGGCAAUAUCAAUUUGGCAGGACAAAGAUUUUUUUCAGAGCAGGGCAGGUUGCCUAUUUGGAAAAAGUCCGGUCAGAUCGACUAAGGCAAGCAUGCAUCAUGGUCCAGAAGAACAUCCGAGGUUGGCUUCAAAGGAAGAAGUUCCUCCGUGUCAGACAAGCUGCAAUCAUCAUACAGCAAUACUUCCGCGGAGAGAGGACUGUACGAAAAGCUAUAACCGCCAGGGCCCUGAAGGAAACCUGGGCUGCCAUAGUCAUCCAGAAAUACAGCCGAGGAUACUUAGUGCGUAGACUUUGCCAACUCAUCCGUGUGGCUGCUUUGACGAUCCAGGCCUUCACUCGAGGAUUUCUAGCGAGGAAGAAAUACAGGAAGUUAAACUGGAUAAUUUGACGCAGCAAUUAUUCUCUGACGUUCAAAGGGAGGAAAAACAACGAAUAAUACUGGAGAAAAGUUUCCAGAGCCAAAAACAAGAUUAUGAAAAAAGGAUUGAGUCACUCACUGCAGAAAUAAUGCUUCUCAAAGAGGAAAAUGCUCGGCUGCAAAAUCGGAUUCAAGAAAUGCAACAAGCUCAGGACGGCUUAAAAACAGAAAUAGAUGAGCUUUCAAAACAAAUAAAGAGCCUUGCCACUUCGAAAGGAAACGUCCAUGAAAGGAAAAACGGUACCCACGUUUCCAGAGUUUCAGAGGGAUGGGGACCAUCUGGGGAAACAGUCUGAAAAAUCAAAUGGGACUGGAAGCAAAAUAUGGCAGGACGUGGCAUAUCUCACCAUGGAAAACUCGGAUCUAGAAGAAGAGCUGGAUAAGAAAGACCGGUUGAUAAAGAAACUUCAGGAUCAAAUCAGAACUCUUAAAAAAUCCAUUGAGACAGUGCCAGGAAUGCUGGAGUAUGAAAGCCUUCAGGGGAUUUCAGGCUUAAAACCAACCGGAUUUCGCAAGCGUUCCUCCAGCGUCGAUGACACAGAUGCUUACACGAUGACCUCCAUCUUGCAACAGCUCAGUUAUUUUUACACAACCAUGUGUCAGAAUGGCUUAGACCCGGAGCUUCUGAAGCAGGCCGUGAGGCAGCUCUUCUUUCUGAUUGGAGCAGUUACUCUGAACAGUCUCUUUCUCCGGAAAGAUAUGUGCUCUUGCAGAAAGGGGAUGCAAAUAAG